AUGUACCAGAAGGACCUCUCCUUCAAUAGGCUCAAGGGAUUAGACGUGGAGCUGCUAAGGUGGACGCCCAAGCUCGUGGCGGUCAAUCUGGCCUCCAACGCCCUGAGUGUCCUUCCAGGCGGGCUGCUGAAGGAGCUGGAUCAGCUGGAAGAGCUGGAUAUGAGCAGUAACAGGCUGAGGACCGCUCCGGGGCUGGCUGGGCUCCACCACCUGCAGGCUAUCGACCUGGCCUCCAACUGCCUCACUGCUCUCCCUUCAGAUCUGUUAAAGGACACGAUGAGACUAGAGAGCUUCUCUGCCAGCCGGAACGAGCUGAGUUACAUCGAACCGAACACGUUUCGGCACCUCCCCAGGCUCGCCUUUCUAGACCUUACUUCCAAUCGUAUUCUCGAGGUUAGUACUCAGAUAAUAGUUUUUUUUUAA
Molecule: messenger RNA, 423 nt
Organism: Nezara viridula (southern green stink bug)
Lineage: Eukaryota; Metazoa; Arthropoda; Insecta; Hemiptera; Pentatomidae
Source: the annotation of a GenBank genome assembly